UCCCCAUCAGAUUCAGAUUUCGAGCGCGCGCUCCUGCUCCCGGAUCGACCCGCGACCCGCGGCGCCUACACGGCAGCCCACCAGCCGCCGCACCGCACUUGCUCGUAGUCGCUCGUGGUCGACCUUGACCCCGUCGAGGAUGGUGCCCGGCGGCGACCUGGGCAGCCUCGCCGCCGUCGUGGCCGCGGUGACCGCGUGCAUGGCCUACGCCCGCUUCGCCGCGCGCCGGCUCCGCCCGGGCCUGCCACGCCUCGCCGCGCUCCUCCCGGUGCUCGCCGUCCUCCCCCUGCCCCCGCUCGCGUUCCGCGCGCUCCACCCGCGCGCCAUCUCCGCCUUCUUCCUCGCCUGGGUCGCCGAGUUCAGGCUCCUGCUCCUCGCCUCCGGGCAGGGCCCGCUCCACCCGUCCCUCCCGCUGCCGGCCUUCGCCGCCGUCGCCACGCUCCCCGUCACGCUGCGGGACCCCAGGGCCGCGAGGCGCCCGGGCCUCGGGCUCGCCGAGUCAGCCGCCAUGGCCGCGCUGCUCGCGGCGGUCGUGUCGCUGUACCGGCACCAGGAGCGGAUGCACCGGUACGCCCUCCUCGCGCUCUACUCCGUGCACGUGUACCUCGCGCUGGAGCUCGUCCUGGCGGCGGCCGCGGCGGCGGCGCGCGCGACGCUGGGCCUGGACCUGGAGCCGCAGUUCGACCGGCCCUACCUGUCGGCGUCGCUGCGGGACUUCUGGGGCCGGCGGUGGAACCUCUCCGUAUCGGCGCUGCUCCGGCAGUGCGUGUUCCGCCCCGUGCGCGCGCGCCUCGGCGCCCCCGCGGGGGUGCUGGCGGCGUUCGCCGUGUCCGGCCUGAUGCACGAGGCCAUGUUCUCGUACAUCACGCUGCGCCCGCCCACGGGGGAGGCGGCCGCCUUCUUCGCGCUGCACGGGGCGUGCGCGGUGGCGGAGGAGUGGUGGGCCGCGCGCGGGCGGUGGCCGCGCCCGCCGCGCGCGCUGGCCACGCCGCUCACGCUGGCGUUCGUGGGCGUGACGGGAUUCUGGCUCUUCUUCCCGCCCAUCACGCGCCCCGGCGCCGACAAGCAGGCGAUCGCCGAGAGCGAGGCGAUGGUCGCGUUCCUGCGGGACGCCGCGGGACGGGCGGCCGCCUCCGCCCGGUCAGUCUUGUUCGGCCGCUCGUAGGUCGGUGGCUGGCCGUGUGCAUUUGGAUCAACAAGACACCAUGCUGGUGCUACUGUUAUCUAUGAGAGAAAACUGAAACCGAAUCGGCCAAAAUCUCCUGGUUGCCGAUUCGGAUCAGGGGCUGUUCUAGUUUUGGCAAUAUAAAUCUUUCGUGCUGUGCAUUUCCCGGCCAAUCACGAGCACCACUUCAUACGCAA
Panicum hallii is the source of this 1362-nucleotide messenger RNA. RefSeq names its product probable long-chain-alcohol O-fatty-acyltransferase 1. The record is from RefSeq and is a predicted model, not a curated record. The coding region runs from base 140 to 1165 and encodes 341 amino acids. Gene Ontology annotation, biological process: lipid metabolic process. Lineage: Eukaryota; Viridiplantae; Streptophyta; Magnoliopsida; Poales; Poaceae. The transcript has a single exon.